Messenger RNA from Ceratosolen solmsi marchali, 571 nucleotides. RefSeq names its product ribosomal protein L27A (gene RpL27A). Gene Ontology annotation, cellular component: ribosome; cytosolic large ribosomal subunit. The record is from RefSeq and is a predicted model, not a curated record. The transcript has 6 exons. Lineage: Eukaryota; Metazoa; Arthropoda; Insecta; Hymenoptera; Agaonidae. Gene Ontology annotation, molecular function: structural constituent of ribosome. Gene Ontology annotation, biological process: translation. The coding region runs from base 32 to 481 and encodes 149 amino acids.
UACUUUCUUAUCGCAUUGCCUGUUAGACAGAAUGUCUACGCACAAAAAGAAGACCAGAAAGCUUCGUGGACAUGUGAGCCAUGGGCAUGGCCGAAUCGGCAAGCACAGAAAACACCCCGGUGGACGUGGUAAUGCUGGUGGUAUGCACCACCAUCGUAUUAACUUUGAUAAAUACCAUCCAGGAUAUUUUGGAAAGCUUGGUAUGAGAAAUUACCAUUUACGUAAAAAUACAAAAUGGUGUCCAGCGCUCAAUCUGGAUAAACUCUGGACGUUAGUUUCAGAACAGACGAGGCUAAAAUAUAAGGAUGCAACACCCGAUAGCAAAGUUCCGGUUAUUGACCUUGUUAGAGCUGGAUAUUAUAAACUCUUAGGUAAAGGAAGAUUACCAAAACAACCAGUUAUUGUUAAAGCUAAAUUUUUCAGUCAACAGGCAGUGGAUAAAAUUAAGGCAGUCGGUGGAGCUUGUAUAUUGAGCGCAUAAAUUAUUAGGAAACUAUCCAAUUCAAGCUGUCAAGAUACAAUUACAUUAUCCUGUACAAUUUUUAAUAAAAGUAAAAUACCAAAAACAUUA